Messenger RNA from Vigna radiata var. radiata (mung bean), 1597 nucleotides. Its product is annotated as sugar transporter ERD6-like 6. Gene Ontology annotation, cellular component: membrane. The coding region runs from base 1 to 1410 and encodes 469 amino acids. NCBI's taxonomy places the organism in Eukaryota, Viridiplantae, Streptophyta, Magnoliopsida, Fabales, Fabaceae. Gene Ontology annotation, biological process: carbohydrate transport; transmembrane transport. The transcript has 18 exons. Gene Ontology annotation, molecular function: sugar transmembrane transporter activity. The record is from RefSeq and is a predicted model, not a curated record.
AUGCCAUUUGGGGAAUACCAUGAGGAUGCUAGGAACCUUAGGACACCUUUCGUCAACACCAACACUGCAAGUGGAAAUCUCUUUGUUGUGCUCUGCGUUCUCGUCGUUGCAUUGGGUCCUAUCCAAUUCGGUUUCACGUGUGGUUAUUCUUCUCCAACACAAGUUGAUAUGAUUCGAGAUCUUAAUCUCUCAAUAUCAAGGUUUUCAAUGUUCGGAUCUUUAUCUAACGUUGGAGCAAUGGUGGGAGCAACCGUCAGCGGCCAAAUAGCGGAAUACUUCGGACGUAAAGAGUCACUAAUAUUCGCAGCAGUUCCAAAUAUAUUUGGAUGGCUCGCCAUUUCUAUAGCGAAAGAUUCGUCGCUUCUAUUUCUGGGAAGAUUAAUGGAAGGUUUUGGCGUGGGAAUAAUCUCUUAUGUGGUACCUAUUUAUAUAGCAGAGAUAGCACCUAGAACCAUGAGAGGUACUCUUGGAUCUGUAAACCAGCUCUCAGUUACUAUUGGGAUAAUGCUGGCUUAUUUGUUGGGCCUUUUUGUCAAUUGGAGAAUUCUAGCAAUAUUAGGAGUUAUUCCCUGUGGAAUCCUAAUACCCGGGUUAUAUUUCAUUCCAGAAUCUCCUAGAUGGUUGGCCGAAAUGGGCAUGAUAGAAAAAUUUGAAGCCUCCUUAAAAACUUUACGAGGACCCAACGUUGAUAUUACUAUGGAAGCACAAGAAAUCCAGGGUUCUCUGGUGUCGAAUAACAGAACAGAUACUUUAGAGUUUGGAGAUCUCAAGAAGAAAAGAUAUCGAUUUCCUUUAAUGGUAGGUAUUGGACUACUUGUGCUCCAGCAACUUUCUGGUAUCAACGGUGUUUUUUUCUAUUCUAGUAACAUAUUUGCAAGUGCAGGAAUAUCAUCGAGUGAUGUUGCUACAUUUGGACUUGGAGCUAUGCAGGUCGCAAUGACUGGGAUUGCGACAUCGUUGGUAGACAGAAGUGGGAGAAGGAUGCUCCUAAUAUUAUCCUCGUCUAUAAUGACACUUAGCCUCCUCGUUGUAGCUACCGCAUUCUAUUUGGAGAGAGUGGUGUCAAAUGAUUCUGACCUUCAUCAAUUAAUAGCAAUGCUCUCAGUAAUGGGGCUUGUGGCUUUGGUCAUUGGAUUUUCUCUAGGCGUUGGACCAAUUCCUUGGAUUAUAAUGUCUGAGAUACUUCCACCAAAUAUUAAAGGCCUUGCUGGAAGCACAGCUACGUUUUUGAACUGGUUUACUGCAUCAGUAAUCACCAUGACUGCAAAUUUGCUCUUGAAUUGGAGCACUUCAGGAACAUUCACAAUUUACGCCAUUUUUUCUGCCAUCACCGUUGUUUUUUCGAUACUUUUGGUUCCGGAGACCAAGGACAGAACAUUGGAAGAAAUUCAGGCAUCGUUUAUUAGAUAGAUUUAUCUGGAUCCAUGAUUAUUAAGCGACCAUGAAUUGCAGUUGAAGAGGGGGCAGACCUCAUGCAACCGGAACCGCCAUUCACGACGAUGGUGAGAGGGCGAGGAUAUAAAGCAACUACUUUUUGGAUUUCUAUCUACAUCAAAAUUUAUUUAUUGUCAAUCACCACGUAAUUUUUAAGUUUUAG